CGACGCCAGUGGGCCAGGCGGAGCUCUCUGCCUGGCCAUGGGUGCCCCCUCGCCCGCUUCCUACUCCGCCUGCUUUCUGAGCGGCUUCCUCCUGGCGGCCGCGUUAUCUUCCUUAGGAACUGACGCGUGUCCUUCCAUUGCUUGGAUUCCAUUCCAAAAGAGCUGCUAUGCCCUACUUCAGGGAUCCUCAGAGGUCUACAGUAUGGAUGAUGCCAGGGAGCUCUGCCAAGACAAUGCCUCCGGAGCGGAUAUUAUUACUAUAAAUAGCAAAGAUGAAAAUACCUUUAUUCAAAGUAAUUUUCACUCAAAUUGGCAUGGUCCAGAAUACAUAUCUCUUGGCAUGUUUUUUGACACAGAUGAUGAUAUUUUCAAAUGGUAUGAUGAUUCCAAAGUAAAUUUUACAAACUGGAUAGAGGAAGAAAGUAACAAUGAACUUCUAAACACUUGUGCUACUAUGCAUACAGCUUCAGGUGGAUGGAAAAAAGUCUCCUGUGAACACAUUCCACUGACUAAAAUCCUGUGUGAAACUACUGCUAAAGUUCUUUAUGAAAAAACACACUUAUUUGGAACUGUUUGGACAGGCAUCAUAGUCAUAAUAUCAACAAUAAUUGUGGCAAUCUCGGCAGCAUUUCUCUGGUUUCUUUAUCAAAGAAGGAUAUCUUCUAGACCAAGAGGUGAUAAUUCCAUCACUCAAAUUCCAUGUGACAAUGGAACAUUUUUAAUAGAAGAUGAAUAUUCUGUUUAAACUGUUUUCAUUUAGAUAUUGUUACAGGGGCAAUGGCACAAAAACAGUCUUUAAAACCACUAUCCUAUAUUCUAAUGAAAUAUAAUCCACAUGCUUGUUAAAUUGUUUUUAUGCAUAUGAAGUGAUUUUCUAUCUAAAUGUGCAUGUUUCAACGUGCUUGAUAGUUGAGAAAUCAUUUUAAUCCCAAAAGGCAAAUAUGCCCAAAGAUCCUUUGGAAGGAAGCAGCUCCUUCUUUCAACAACACUGUGAUAAUUUAUUUUGAUGAGACAUUUGCCAACAAGUCUCACAGCACUCAUUUGCUUAUGAAGUUCAGAAUUCCAAUUGUGGACUAAAAGUCUCUACAAAAACUCCUUUAUCGUUCCCAAAAUUUUAAAAUGCAAGAUUGUAAAAUAUUAUAUUUUAAAAAGGUGGAGCUACUGCCAUCAUGAACAAUGGACAUGACAUUUUAUUAAAAACUGAAGAAAUCUGCUUAUUCUGCUAGUGAAUGUCGGCUUUUUAUAUAUAUUAAUAAAAUAUGGAAGAACAGCAAGGACCUUCAACACAAUCUCAAUCUUUUUAUAUGUCUAUUUUAAUAUUCUGUUCCAUGAAAUAA
Protobothrops mucrosquamatus (brown spotted pit viper) is the source of this 1337-nucleotide messenger RNA. RefSeq names its product CD302 molecule (gene CD302). The transcript is spliced from 6 exons. Lineage: Eukaryota; Metazoa; Chordata; Lepidosauria; Squamata; Viperidae. Gene Ontology annotation, molecular function: signaling receptor activity. The record is from RefSeq and is a predicted model, not a curated record. The coding region runs from base 38 to 745 and encodes 235 amino acids.